UACCGCUGACUUGGGGAACCAGUUCAAAAGUUUAGUUGAAUCAGUGCUCAUUUUUGAACCAAAACAAUUCGGCCAAAGUUGAUAAAAGAAAUGUCGAAAUUCAGCAAACAAACGAAAAUAACUCACGAUUCAGAUAACGAAAAUCAAGGCGAAUCUGUAAUUACCAGCAACAACGAAUCCGAUAGUUCAAGCGACUUCGAAACAAGCAGGAAGCACAAAUUACGCCGCAAAUCUUCCAGAAAUGUUUCAUUUCAUUAUCAAGCGCUACCCAUAUGCGUUGUGGGUGAUAAUUCUGUGAAAAUACCCGACACUCCGAGUUCCACCAGAGACAUUACGCUAAGCUCCGCUCACGUAAUCGAAGAUAGUUCCGAUUCAGAGUUCCAUAUUUCGAAUGAUACCAGCAAUGAUGAACCGGCCAACAAGUCCAUAACAUUUGCAGCUCGGGCCCUCGAAAAAACAGAUUUGGAAUUCAUUAGAAAAGAGCGCAAGCGAAAGAAGCGACCACGUAAAAGCAUAUUCGAAGAUAAAUAAAUCA
Molecule: messenger RNA, 535 nt
Organism: Drosophila kikkawai
Lineage: Eukaryota; Metazoa; Arthropoda; Insecta; Diptera; Drosophilidae
Source: RefSeq, a predicted model, not a curated record